CCUCAACGUUCACAUCUUCAGGUUCUUGCGCUGCUUCUCUCGGACAUCGUCGGAGACCCACUCGAGCUCAUCGCGAGCGGACCGACCGUCCCGGAUAACUCUGGCCCAGACCCCCUCGCCAUCCUCUAUCGUUACAAGCUCGAGGAUGCGAUACCGGGGAGUGCUUGGUCGAUCCUGUGCGAGACUGACCGGCGCGGUGCGGACCCCGGCGUCGCCGCGCGCGUGCAGAACGUGCUCGUUGGCACCAACACACUCGCUGUCGCCGCGGCCCGUGCGCGCGCCGCUGCGCUCGGCUACCGUGCGCUCGUGAUCAGCGAAGCCUUGACCGGUGAAGCGCGACGCGUCGGCGCGAUGUUCGCGCGUCUGCUGUUGCGCGUCCGCCGGACGUACGACGCGGUUGCCGACGGCGACCUGGCGGCCGCGCGUCGCGUCGCAGAGGCGUGGGACGACGUACCGGCGGCGUGGCGUGACGCGGUGUGCCGUGACGAGGCGUUCCUGGAGGGAGUCGCGAGCGGGACUCCGCUGUGUUUCAUCGCCGGAGGCGAGACGACGGUGACGCUGCAAGGCACAGGGAAGGGUGGGCGUAACCAGGAGAUGGCGCUCCCGUAA
Molecule: messenger RNA, 609 nt
Organism: Priapulus caudatus
Lineage: Eukaryota; Metazoa; Priapulida; Priapulimorpha; Priapulimorphida; Priapulidae
Product: glycerate kinase-like
Exons: 1
Biological process (GO): protein phosphorylation
Cellular component (GO): cytoplasm
Molecular function (GO): glycerate kinase activity
Source: RefSeq, a predicted model, not a curated record